AUGGAAUCUCCCUCGCAUCAGUCAACUCCACAGCUGGUGGAUGCCGGUCGAAGCUCUAGUGCUGCAUCGCCAGUGAAGAAGCGGAGGCAGACGCCCUGGAAGGCACUUCCGCACCGGAGACUCAGACCCACAGUGAACCGCCAUCCUCGUGUUCCGCAGUCCGGACUGGGACAGUCCCCCAGACCCUCUCUUCCAUGGAAGGCCAUCACUCCACAAGUGCGAAAGCUGCAUGCCGAACGGCAUGGAGACUUGGUAGUGUCUCGCAAAGGGACUUGGGUGUUUGGUGCUCAUGACUCAGUAAGUGGCUGGAGAGGUGUGGAUAUGCAGAACUCAAGCCCUCAACAUUACUGGAGCUAUAUCCAUAUAUUUCUCCAGAUUCCAUGCCAUACAGGACGCUGA
Molecule: messenger RNA, 399 nt
Organism: Pelobates cultripes (western spadefoot toad)
Lineage: Eukaryota; Metazoa; Chordata; Amphibia; Anura; Pelobatidae
Source: the annotation of a GenBank genome assembly